AUGCGCUGCGCAGACAUUAUGUGGUGGAGCCUGGGCAUCCUCGCUCUCCUCAUCCUCGUCAUACGCAUAUCAGAAACAAUAUGGGCCAAGCUGCGACAAGUGUCGGCCAUGUCGAGACCGCGAGAAGACCAAUACUACGAAGAACAAGCAUACUGGAAGACUUCUCAGUGGAGAUGGGUGCCCGGGCUCAAGAAGCACUUGCUCUACGCACCCCUUUGGAAGAAGCGACAUAACAGCCCGUUUCGGCUGGGCUUGGGCACGCUGCCUUCUCGACUAUUCAUCAUACUGAUCGUCCUCUACCUGGCCUCUAAUGUUGCCUCCAUGCUCGACCUGAAGCUGUCCAACCCUAAUCGAUAUGCUGUUCUUGCCGAGCUACGAGGCCGCUCUGGGACCCUGGCGGUUGCCAACAUGGUACCACUCGUCAUCUUAGCCGGCCGCAACAAUCCCCUAAUACCCAUUCUCAAGAUCAGCUUCGAUACAUUCAACCUACUCCACAGAUGGCUGGGUCGCAUUGUGGUCGCCCAGGUCCUAAUCCAUACUAUGUGUUGGAUUAUCCCCGUUGUUGCCGAUGGCGGCUGGGGUCUCGUGUGCAAGAUUAUCACCAGCACUACGUUCGCCACGUCUGGCACCGUCGGAGCAGUCGCCAUGCUUUUCCUGCUCUUGUUGUCGUUUUCACCCAUACGACAUGCCUUUUACGAAACCUUUGUCGACAUUCAUAUUCUCCUCGCAGCCACCGCCUUCGCCACCACCUGGAUUCACUGUGCUUCAGCCGAUGUUGAAAACGGGCUUCCCCAGCUGCCCUGGAUCAUGGCCAUCGUCUACCUCUGGUUCGCUGAGCGCCUUGCUAGACUGGUGCGGCUUCUCUAUGUAAACUGGUCUGGCGGAGCCCUCACUACAGCCCUCUGCGAAGCUUUGCCAGGCAAUCUCACACGUGUGACGGUGCACCUCCCGCGCCAUCUGAGUAUCAAGCCGGGCACGCAUGCCUACAUACGCUUUUGGGGUAUCAACGCCUGGGAGAGCCAUCCAUUUUCCAUCGCCUGGUUGGAUCAAGUCAAUGGUCCGACCUCGGCGUCCUUCCUUAUUGGCGCUCACACGGGGGUGACUCGCAAGCUCUUCAACAAGGCCAGCAGUUGUUCCACGGGCGUCCGGGUUAGGGCUACAAUCGAGGGUCCAUAUGCAGGAUAUCAUAAUCUCGACUCUUACGGCCACGUUGUCUUAUUUGCUGGCUCUACAGGGAUAACACACCAGUUGUCGUAUAUCAAGCAUCUCCUUGAGGGGCAUGCUGUCGGCACCGUCGCCACACGCCGUCUGGUGCUCAACUGGGUCGUUCGCGACCUCAACUCGUUAGAAUGGGUGCGCCAAUACAUAGAUGCGCUCCUCCAGAUACCCCAUAACGAAGACGUGCUGCACAUUUCAGUCUUCGUCACGCGCCCAACGAACCAAUACGGCAUCAAUACCAUCCCCGAGAUCAAGAUAUCCCGCGGGCGUCCCGACGUGUCUUUGCUCGUCGCCGAAGAGGUCCGCCAGCAGAUCGGGGCCAUGUGCGUCAGCGUUUGCGGAGCUGGAGGCUUGGCGGACGACGUCCGAGACCCCGCCCUCUCCCCCCAAAAGUUCUCCGCCCCUUGA
Hirsutella rhossiliensis is the source of this 1626-nucleotide messenger RNA. RefSeq names its product ferric reductase like transmembrane component domain-containing protein. Gene Ontology annotation, molecular function: ferric-chelate reductase activity. Lineage: Eukaryota; Fungi; Ascomycota; Sordariomycetes; Hypocreales; Ophiocordycipitaceae. The transcript is spliced from 3 exons. Gene Ontology annotation, biological process: copper ion import; iron ion transport; intracellular iron ion homeostasis. Bases 1 to 1626 code for a protein of 541 amino acids. Gene Ontology annotation, cellular component: plasma membrane. The record is from RefSeq and is a predicted model, not a curated record.